AAAAGCUUCUUCCUGAACUAUCAAAUCUCUCUAAAUAUUCAAAGCAAUCUUGAAUUUCGAUUAAUAAUCUCUAAUUAUUACCUCACUAAGUCAUCUCUCAUAUAAAUAAUGGCGACCCAAACAGAAAGCCGUUCUUUCACAGGACAAGAUAUUGUAUCUGGGCCAUUUGGUGGGCCUGGAGGGGAGCAUUACUCUGAACGGGGCGAGAACCUAACAGAAUUCCAUGCAUGGGGAACAAGUCGCGAUGGCUUCUUUGUCGUCAGUGCGAUACAAUUUUUCUGGGAUGGUAAACCUGGCAGGAUUGUCGGUACACCAGAUGACAAUCACUACAAGUCCAUUAGGUUUAACCAUGAUGAACGGAUCAAAAACAUGACUAUCCAUGCAGGACACGAGCAAGGUUAUGUUGAUAAUAUCACAUUUGAAACAAACCAAGGCCACAAAUUUGAAGUUGGUGGAAAUGGAGGUGAAGUACAUCCAAUUAAUGUUGGAUCUGGUCAUUGGCUUGGAGCUGAUGGAGGUGAUGAUUUUGGCGGUCUUCGAGGUGCCAAGGGAGUUGUGGAUCGUAUCCGGGUAUACUUUAGAUAGGCUGGGUGUUCAAAGUACGCAAUUACAUUCCUGGAGUUUCGGGGUUCUAUUUAUCUUUUUGCCAGGUGCCUUGGUAUAGGUUUUUCCCUACAAUGAUCAGGUUUUCCUAUACUGUGAUGCGAAUGCAAAGGCCGGGUAUAUUACAGAAUAACUACAUAAUC
Molecule: messenger RNA, 746 nt
Organism: Aspergillus wentii DTO 134E9
Lineage: Eukaryota; Fungi; Ascomycota; Eurotiomycetes; Eurotiales; Aspergillaceae
Exons: 2
Coding region: 109-585 (158 amino acids)
Source: RefSeq, a predicted model, not a curated record